This is a messenger RNA of Lathyrus oleraceus (garden pea), 756 nucleotides long. Its product is annotated as basic blue protein. The record is from RefSeq and is a predicted model, not a curated record. The coding region runs from base 106 to 489 and encodes 127 amino acids. NCBI's taxonomy places the organism in Eukaryota, Viridiplantae, Streptophyta, Magnoliopsida, Fabales, Fabaceae. Gene Ontology annotation, cellular component: plasma membrane. Gene Ontology annotation, molecular function: electron transfer activity. The transcript has 2 exons.
ACCACUUUUGGUCCCGUACUCAACAAACUCAUCAAUCAAUUCCAUUAUAAAUUUGCUAUUGGCACCUAUACUUUACGUUAAAAUAAAACAAACUCAACAGUCAUUAUGUCUGAGGGAAGAGGCAGUGCAUCUAUGAACAUGGUGACUGUGAUGAUUUCACUACUACUCCUUUUGUUUCUGUCUGAAAGUGCUAAUGCAGCAACUUACAACGUUGGAGGACCUAGCGGCUGGACCUACAACACUGAUACUUGGCCUAAUGGAAAAAAGUUUAGAGCCGGUGAUGUGCUCGUUUUCAACUACGAUUCAACGCUACACAAUGUUGUUGCUGUGGACAAAGUUGGAUAUGGGAGCUGCAAGGCACCAGGAGGUGCUAAAGUGUUGAGUUCAGGGAGUGAUCAGAUUAAGCUAGCAAGAGGGCAAAACUACUUCAUAUGCAGCAUUCCUGGUCACUGCCAAUCUGGGAUGAAGGUUUUAAUCAAUGCAGUUUAGUGUUUAAUUAAGCUAAGUGAUUAGCAUAAUUAGUUAAUGAUUUUUAUCUCUUUAUUAUAUGUUAAUUAGCUGGUAAUAGCUGUUAUAUGUUAAUUUGGUUAAUUUAUAUGUAUGUAAAUGGAGUGUGUGUGUGAGUGAGGUGGCUUUCUACUUAUAUAUAAAACUCUUAUGUUUGUUUGUGUGGUGUGGUGUGUAAGAAUAUAUGAAAGAGAAUUUUAAAUGUAUUAAAAAAUGGAGAUAUUAAUUGAUGGUGUUAAUUUCCCUUCU